This is a messenger RNA of Cucumis sativus (cucumber), 1291 nucleotides long. RefSeq names its product 60S ribosomal protein L10a-like. NCBI's taxonomy places the organism in Eukaryota, Viridiplantae, Streptophyta, Magnoliopsida, Cucurbitales, Cucurbitaceae. The coding region runs from base 834 to 1076 and encodes 80 amino acids. The transcript has 2 exons. The record is from RefSeq and is a predicted model, not a curated record.
UUAAGUAACCAUGGUUAGAGACUAAUUUGAGCUUUGAUUGAUAUUUAGACUAUAUGAUUUCCUGUUUCAAGUCACUGGAGUGAACAUUUCAUUGCAAAAGAAGACUAACUGAGGUCUUGGGUCACUGUUGGGAAACUCUACCCCAAAGAGAAAAUUAGAUACUGAUAAAUGCUAUUACGUUAGUUGAGCAUUCUUGUUUGUGUACAUCAGAAUUGGCUGAAGACAUGCCUUGUAGCGAUGAAUUACUUAUGAUGUUGACUCAAUUACAGAGAUUUUAAAGUAGUUGUAAGCUUAUUUUUCGGCCACCAUUGAUUGCAGAUAAAGUUGAUGGAAAGAAAGAAGAAAAUGGGAGGGGACAAAACCGCGAAGGAAAAAAAUGUGUCUCACCUAUCACCUCCUUAACAAUGUCUUCAUCAUUAUAGAACCUUUUUUUUUUACUUGGACAGUCCUUUAGUAAUACUACAUGAUGGAAAUUCUAAUGUUUGUCAUGAUAAAAUAUAGUUUGAUUUGUUAAAGCUUUCUUUGUUUCUUCUCUGCAAUUGAUAUGGAAGUUAAAAUUGAUGCAGUUUAUUAAGAUCUUAGAGUUUUGAUUGAUAUUAAUAGUAGAUUUCCAACAAUAACCUACCUAAAAGAGAUAAAAGAGUCUUGACACCCUAUUUGAUUCUGGUAGAUUUAGAAGUAUAUAGAUGGUAGUACUAGAAUUUUCUAAGGGUUAUAGUUUAAUGGGUUUAUGCUUGUUAAAGGCUUUGGUUGCUGAUGGGUUUAUGCUUGUUAAAGGCUUUGGUUGCUGAUGGGUUUAUUGGUAUUUACUUAAUGUAGUUUUUUUGCUUUGUAUGUACAACAAACUUCAUAGUGAUGCGUUGAGAGAAGCCAUUUCAUCUAUAUUUGCUGAUAGCGGUGAAAAGAAGCGCAAAUUCACCGAGACCAUUGAACUUCAUAUUGGACUGAAGAACUAUGAUCCACAAAAGGACAAGCGUUUCAGUGGUUCAGUGAAGUUGCCGCAUAUCCCUCGCCCUAAGAUGAAGAUCUGCAUUCUUGGAGAUGUUUCACAUGUUGAAGAGAUUUCAAGGAGUUGAGGACAACAAUCGGUGAGACUUUGAUCAGUUUGGAGUUAUCUAAGAGUGUUGUGGUACUUGGAGGAAGGUGAUGUCUCCGUUUCUUAUUAUUACAUAUACUUUGUGUUUAUGAUUAAGAACAAUGUUCAUAACUCAUUUUGUAAUAUGAAUAAGAACGAUAUGUUUCCAUGUUGUAAGUAUAUUGUAAUGACAAACUAUAUGUAUAUGUUCAAUGA